This is a messenger RNA of Cordyceps militaris CM01, 1773 nucleotides long. Its product is annotated as vacuolar aspartyl aminopeptidase Lap4, putative. Gene Ontology annotation, biological process: proteolysis. Gene Ontology annotation, molecular function: metalloaminopeptidase activity; zinc ion binding. The transcript is spliced from 2 exons. The record is from RefSeq and is a predicted model, not a curated record. Gene Ontology annotation, cellular component: fungal-type vacuole. Bases 1 to 1773 code for a protein of 590 amino acids. NCBI's taxonomy places the organism in Eukaryota, Fungi, Ascomycota, Sordariomycetes, Hypocreales, Cordycipitaceae.
AUGACGCGCCGCUCGCCUUCAUCCGUCGUCGAUUCCUAUGCGUCGCUGCCUAUUCGCUCCACCACGUCUCCCUCUCCCUCGCCCAUCGUCCCCUGGCCUUCAGUCCUCCCCAAGUACGACACGUGUCCGACGCCUUAUGAUCCCAAUGUCGUCCGCGACGGUCCCAUAACCGCCAUCGUUACCAACCCCGACCUGCCCCGCACCAUAUCCAGGGCGUCCCAGAGCUUCCUUCUCGCCGACAUGGACGGCCGCAGCGUGAGGGACAACCGCGCCUGCGCCGCCUGCAUCGCCCAGCUGGCGCCAAAAGAAACGAGCCAGAUCAACUGGCACCUCGACAGCGACGAUGACUGCCGUCUCUGCCAGGUCGCUGCUCUCAAGCCCGAGGCCUUUACCAAGCCCUUCUGCGAUUUCCUGACCGAGAACCCGACCAUCUUCCACACCGUCGAAUACUGCAAGACCAAGCUCCGCAGCGCCGAAUACCAAGAACUCCCUUCCCGCGAGUCUUGGAACGGCAGGAUUCACGCCGGCGGCAAGUACUUUGUCUCCCGCAACGGAAGCUCCAUCAUCGCCUUUGCCGUCGGCCGUGGCUACAAGACGGGCCAGGCACCAGGCUUCGCCAUGGUCGGUGGUCACAUUGACGCCCUCACCGCGCGCCUCAAGCCCGUCAGCACCAAGCCCAACAAGGCCGGCUUCCUCCAGCUCGGCGUCGCCCCCUACGCCGGCGCCCUUAACGAGACCUGGUGGGACCGUGACCUCGCAAUUGGCGGCCGCGUCAUUGUCCGCGACACCAAGACGGGCAAGACAACCUCGCGCCUUGUCCGCCUCGACUGGCCCAUUGCCAAGAUCCCCACGCUCGCUCCCCACUUUGGUGUCGGCAUCAUGGGCCAGAAAAACAAGGAGACACAGGCCGUGCCUGUUCUCGGCUUAGAGAGCACUGGCGAUAAUGCUGACACGGAGCGCCUAGGCCCCGAGGGCGCCUUUGUCAACACCCAGCCCCCGAAGCUCGUCAAGCUCAUCUCCAAGGAGCUCGGCAUCACCUCAUACAAGUCCAUUGUCAACUGGGAGCUCGAGCUCUACGACGCGCAGCCCGCCCAGACCAUCGGCCUCGACCGCGACCUGAUUUCGGCCGGCCGCAUCGAUGACAAGCUCUGCUCAUGGGGAGCCCUCAUGGGCCUCCUCGCCACAGAGGACAGAGAGGACGAGACCUACGUCAAGCUGAUAGCCCUGUUUGACGACGAAGAGAUUGGCUCUAAGCUGCGCCAGGGCGCCGGCGGCACGUUCCUCCCCUCAGUCAUCGAGCGUGCCGUCGAGGCCCUCAACCCGGAAACGUACGGCCCCGGCCUCCAGGGCCAGGUCUACGCCAAGUCUUUUCUCUUGUCCGCCGACGUCUCCCACGCCGGUAAUCCCAACUUCCUCGGCGAGUACCUCCCCGACCACACGCCCCAGCUCAACGUCGGCAUCGUCGUGGUCGGCGACUCCAACGGCCACAUGACCACCGACGCCGUCUCCACCGCCGUCCUCGCCCGCGUCGCCGAGCUCAUUGGCCACCGCCUCCAGCCCUUUCAGAUCCGCAACGACUCCCGCUCCGGCGGCACCAUUGGACCCAUGCUCUCCAGCCUUAUGGGCUGCAAGGCCGCCGACGCUGGCAUGCCCCAGCUCAGCAUGCACUCGGUCCGGGCCACCACCGGCUCCCUCGACCCCGGGCUCGGCGUCCAGUUCUUCAAGGGCUUCCUCGACAACUGGGAAAAGGUGGACAAUGAGUGGGAGCACUGA